AUGGCAUUCAAAAAGCGGCGCAUCUUCGAUUUGCGGCAAGUUCAGGCCCAACAGAUGGCCACCAACGCCGGUCACAGACGCAGUGAACCGAGCCACAAUCAACCACAUCAUCCACUCCUGCCUAACCACCGCUUCCGCCAGAUCGGAGAAUGGUUCUCCGAGAAUAUGCGCAACUACUGCCAGACCACUUCGCUUCACGGAUUCAGUUACAUCACGCGGCAGGAUAUUAGUCGCAAUGAGCGAUGGUUCUGGCUAGUGGUUGUAAUCCUGGCCAUCAUCACUUCGAUAGUGCUGGUUGUGGUGUCCUGGUAUUGGAGUCAGGAAACCCUAACGGUGACCGUCAUCGAGAGCUCGCACUUCCCCACCUGGAACAUUCCUUUCCCGGCCGUCACCAUUUGCAAUUUCAACAAGAUAUCUAAGAACAAGGCACUCACCAUGCUGGAUCAAAUGCAACUUCCCGUUGGUGUUAAUAAAUCAGAAUUACACAACCUCUUCAAUCUUACACUGUUGCCCGUGGACAACCUGAUUAGCAACAGUUCGCUGCAGAUAUACGACCGGAUCUUAGCCCUCAAUAACAUCACGCUCACGGGUUUAACCCAGCAAUUGUCACCCGACUGCAUCGACAUGAUCUCCAGUUGCAUUUGGAAGGGCAUCAAUACGCGAUGUGACAGCCUAUUCCAACGCAUUGAUACCAUGGAGGGACAAUGCUGCACUUUUAAUUACUUUGGCGGUGUCACCAACAAUUUUCCAGAGAAAAUCGCAUAUCAGGUUCCCAAGCGACCGUAUCGCGUCACGGGCUGCGGCUAUCCCACGGGUCUCUCGGUGCUGCUGAACCCCAUGGUAUCCGACUAUUACGGAACCUUCUUUAGUGGCUACGGAUUCCGCUUGCUCCUCCACGAUGCCUAUAACUUUCCGGAUGAGAAUUCGGAGACCAAAGUGGUCACUUCCACGAGGGAGAGCUUCGUGCGCAUUAAUCCGGAGUCCACUUACGCGACCAAUGACAUUCGCCGCAUGGAUCUGACCCUGAGGAACUGCCUCUUUGGCAGCGAACGGAGCAUGCACGGUCUAAGGCGGUACUCCUUCAUCAACUGCAUGUUCGAGUGCCGGGUGCGGAUGACCAUUGAUCACUGCGGUUGUCUUCCGCCGUAUGUGUAUAACAACGGCAGCUUCAAAGUUUGCGGCGUGCUGGAAACGAACUGCAUGAUUCACAGCAAACGGCUCUUUUCCCAUGCCCUGGCUAAUUUGAAUUUCUCGCUUUCGAUUGUUCGAGAGACGGAUAGCUUUCCAUGCGGCUGUCUACCGGAUUGCCAGUCGAAUCAUUAUGUUUCGGAAAGUACGGUGGGCCGACUGGACAUGAGCUACUUUGCCAACCGACCGACCUACAGCAAUUCAACGGAAGGGAUACUUCUGCAUGUGUUCUUUAGCGAUCUGAUGAGUACCAGAUAUCGAACGGAUAUCUUCCAGAAUUGGUUGUCUGCCUUGGCUUCAUUUGGAGGUUUGCUUGGCCUAAUUAUGGGAUUCAGCAUUGUGACGGCCUUUGAGUUCCUCUACUUCCUCACAUUUAGACCCAUUUUCAACUACAUCAACAGGGACUAG
This is a messenger RNA of Drosophila rhopaloa, 1596 nucleotides long. RefSeq names its product sodium channel protein Nach. Gene Ontology annotation, cellular component: membrane. NCBI's taxonomy places the organism in Eukaryota, Metazoa, Arthropoda, Insecta, Diptera, Drosophilidae. The transcript is spliced from 6 exons. Gene Ontology annotation, molecular function: ligand-gated sodium channel activity. The record is from RefSeq and is a predicted model, not a curated record. The coding region runs from base 1 to 1596 and encodes 531 amino acids. Gene Ontology annotation, biological process: sodium ion transmembrane transport.